Molecule: messenger RNA, 2232 nt
Organism: Suncus etruscus (white-toothed pygmy shrew)
Lineage: Eukaryota; Metazoa; Chordata; Mammalia; Eulipotyphla; Soricidae
Gene: PIK3R6
Product: phosphoinositide-3-kinase regulatory subunit 6
Exons: 20
Coding region: 1-2232 (743 amino acids)
Biological process (GO): positive regulation of MAP kinase activity; G protein-coupled receptor signaling pathway
Cellular component (GO): phosphatidylinositol 3-kinase complex, class IB
Molecular function (GO): 1-phosphatidylinositol-3-kinase regulator activity
Source: RefSeq, a predicted model, not a curated record
AUGGAGAGCACAGAUGUGGAGUUGGACCUCCAACGGAGUGUGCAGGCCGUGCUCCGAGAGCUCAGUGCCCAGAGUCCAGCUCUACAGAGCAACCAAGGCAUGUGGAGAUGGUCCCUACACAAGAAAGUGGAAAGAGAUCCUGGAAAGAGCCCAGCGCUAGUCCGAAUUCUUCUUGGAGAACUGGAAAAGGCAGAGAGAGAGGACCUCCGGCAUGUCAUCCUUCCCUUGCUGCACACACUAAUGUAUGUGAUCGUGAAGGCAACUGGCAUAACCGAAGAGCUGUACCGGAGAACCUAUAUCUUUUGUACAAAGUUAUUGACACUGCCCACACCCUACAGUACAGUGGCCUUGGACUGCGCCAUACGGCUGAAAACAGAGAUGUCCGUCCCUGGGACGCUGUACCAGAGGCUGGUGAUCGCUGAACAAAACUUAGAGAGUGAAUUGUAUCCCUACCAGGAGAGAGUGUUCCUCUUUGUGGAUCCUGAAUUGGUGUCGCCCUCCGUGUGCAGUGCCCUGUUACUGGAGAUUGAAGCCGCCCAGGUACAGCAGACACCAGAGGUGUGCAUGCGUCAUGUAAUCUUACAUGCACUGCAGGCAGCCUUGGGGGAGUCCUGCCAAGUGGAAGCCCUGCAAGGGAAGCUACAGGCCAGUUCCAAGAGCACCCUGGUGAGUUAUUUCCACACGGUGGUAGACGUCAUGGAGCAGAUGGCCAGGAGCCCAGAGGGAUACCAGGAGAGGCUGGAGGAGAUAUAUAACUCACUGCUUGGGAAAGCAUUUGGAAGGGAAGGUGGUGACUCUUUACCAGACCGGCCACCAAGCAUCCCUCUGCCCAGUCCGUACAUCACCUUCCACCUGUGGACAGAUGAGGAGCAGCUCUGGAAGGAGCUGGUCCUCUUCCUGCGCCCCCGGUCCCAACUGCACCUCAGUCCUGACCUGGAAGCUUUGGAUCUGCAGGGCUGCCUGCCUGACCACGACUUAGUGUGGGGUUCAGUGCUGUCCCCCUACAGCGCCAUUGAGCGGGACCUUUCUAUGGGCUCAUCUGAGCUGCCUGAGUCCAACAGCCCUGAGAUGGAGCGUGGAGGGCUGCAGCGCAAAGGGGGUGUCAAGAAGCGGGCCUGGCCCCCCUACAGUCUGAUGCCUGGCAGUUUGGAUGGGCCCCCAGGACUUCAUCGGAAGACAGGCAGGCCCAGUGGGGACGGGGAGCUGCUACCUGGGGUCUCCCGACUCCACACAGCCCGGGUGCUGGUAUUGGGAGAUGACCGAAUGUUGGGGUGCCUAGCCCAGGCUUACCACACACUCAGGAAGCGGGACAUGCAGAAAUGCUACCUUACUCCCAGGCUCAGCCUACAGCUCUACUACAUCCCUGUGACUGCACCGAAGAAGCCUGUUGCACCCACAAACUCGGACCUGGGAGAGCUGGCAGCGUUCCUGGGCCGUGCAGACCCAUGGUAUGAGAGAACCAUCAACACACUCUGUCCUGCCAUCCACAAGCUGGCAGAGAUGCCUCCUUCUCUGGACAUACCCCAGACUGUGGACCCCUUCAUCCUGGAUGUCAUCACCUACUAUGUUCGUAUGGGCACUCAACCUAUCUAUUUCCAGAUCUACACAGUCAAGAUGUUCUUCAGUGACCUGAGUCAAAAACCAGCAGAGGAAAUUUUCCUCACAGAGCUGAAGGUGAAGAUCCAAGACACCAAACUUCCCAAAGAUGGUCCUUCACCCAGAAAGAGAUGUGGCGCUGAAAUCCCAGGGGCAGAACUCUCCAUUUGCUACCAGAAGUUCCUGCUUAGCCAACGGAGUCAAGAAGUCACCAUCUCACUGCGGACCACAGAGCUAGUCCUAAAGGCUCUUCCGGGGAGUGACAUUGAAGGUUCAGGAUCUACACACUACCCUCCUGUUACAGACCACAAGUGCCUGAAUGUUUCUGUGACCGAGGUUGUCAAGUCUUCUAACUUGGCAGGAAAGUCCUUCUCUAUGGUGACAAACACUUUCCGGACAUCCAACAUUCAAAUCCAGAGUCAGGACCAGAGACUGUUAACAUUAUUUCUGGACAAAGACAACCGGCGCACUUUCAAGGAUGUGAUCAGAUUCGAAAUUGCUCCAUGCCCAGAACCAUGUUCUGGAGCUCAUAAGUCCAAGAUGCCAGGACCUGGUUCACAGGAGAUGGAAAUAAAAAAAACCAAUCCCAAGCCCCUUCUUAUGCCCAUCAACACAUUCUCUGGCAUUGUCCAGUGA